UCUACCUCUCGAGUCUCGAUCUCUACUGGAGUACUCCGAGUCCGUCCAAACACCGCAAAGCCUUCCCCGCAGCAAAGGAAAUCCCCCAAAAGGAGGCCAAGGCAACCGAGCCGCCUCCACCUCCGCAUCCUCAGAUGGCCGAGCCGCCGCCCGCCGGGAUAGACCCGCGCAGCGGCUUCUGCGCCGCCACGCGGACCUUCCACAGCCUCCGUUCCGCGGCCGCGCUGCCGCCGGAGUCGCUCCCGGUCACGGCCGCGGCCUACGCCUUCUCGCUCCUCUCCUCCCCGCUCACGGACCGCCCCGCGCUCGUCGACGCCGCAACCGGCAUUGCCGUCUCCUACCCGUCGUUCCUGGCCGCCGUCCGCUCCCUCGCCGGCGGCCUCUGGUCUUCCCUCGGCCUCCGCCCGGGCCACGUCGCCCUCGUCGUCGCGCCCUCGCGCCUCGAGGUCCCCGUGCUCCACUUCGCGCUCAUGUCCAUCGGCGCCGUCGUCUCCCCCGCCAACCCGGCCUCCACCGCCGAGGAGUACGCGCACCAGGUCGCGCUCUCCAGGCCGGUCGUCGCGUUCGCGGCUCCCGAGGUGGCCGCCAAGCUUCCAAACCAUGUCAGGCGCGUCGUUAUCGGGUCGGAUGCGUACAAGAGGCUGGCCUCUGCCGGCGUGGACGCGGCUCCUCCGCCGGUGGCGGUGAAGCAGUCGGACACCGCGGCCGUGCUGUACUCCUCGGGCACCACCGGGCGGGUCAAGGCCGUCGCCGUCACGCACCGAAACCUCAUCGCUCUGAUCUGCGCGCACAGCGAGAACCGGGAGACGGUGGCCGCGGACGCCAUCAAGGCGGGCGAGGAGCCGCCGCCGCCGGCCGUCACGUUAGUGCCCCUUCCGCUGUUCCACGUCUUCGGGUUCAUGAUGAUCCUGCGGUCCGUGUCCAUGGGGGAGACGGCCGUGCUCAUGGAGCGGUUCGACUUUGGCGCCGCGCUGCGCGCCAUAGAGCGGUACCGCGUCACGCUGCUGCCCGCGGCGCCGCCUCUCCUGGUGGCCAUGGUUAAGUCCGAGGAAGCGCACCGCCGCGACCUCUCCUCGCUCCUCGUCAUCGGCGUCGGCGGGGCACCGCUUGGCCGCGAGGUCGCCGAGCGCUUCGCCGCCGUCUUCCCCGACGUGCAGAUUGUUCAGGGCUACGGUUUGACGGAGUCUUCUGGCUCUGUGGCCUCGACGGUCGGGCCGGAGGAGUCCAUGGCAUACGGUUCAGUCGGGAAGCUGGCGUCGCACUUGCAGGCGAAGAUAGUCGACCCGUCCACCGGCGAGGCAGUCGGGCCGGGGCAGCGCGGCGAGCUCUGGAUCCGAGGCCCAGUUGUCAUGAAAGGUUAUGUGGGUGACGACAAAGCAACAGCAGAAACGGUAGAUUCAGAAGGCUGGUUAAAAACUGGCGACCUUUGCUACUUCAAUGAAGAUGGAUUUCUCUACAUUGUUGAUCGAUUGAAGGAGUUGAUAAAGUACAAAGGAUACCAGGUGCCUCCAGCUGAACUGGAGCAUAUUCUACAAUCUCAUCCUGGAAUUGCAGAUGCUGCAGUUAUUCCAUAUCCGGAUGAAGAUGUUGGGCAACUACCUAUGGCUUUUAUCGUGAGGCAACCAGGUUCUAACCUUACCGAGCAACAAGUCAUGGAUUACGUGGCCAAACAGGUUGCGCCCUACAAGAAGGUCCGUCGAGUGACAUUUGUAACAUCAAUACCGAAAUCACCUGCGGGGAAGAUCUUGCGGCGGGAACUUGUGCAGCAGGCCGUUUCCAUGGGUGCCUCCAAGCUUUGAGAUGUAAUUUGCUGUUGAAAUCUAGAAGAUUCUUUUGCUGUAGGAGUAUCAGCAUAUACUAAACUGGGAUAUUUACGUACUCCAUGGCUCUAUGCUGCGGUAUUAUUCACAUUGAUGCAGCCCUUACAAUCGUGUUUACACUUGGUACUCUGCACACAGCAAAUACUUCUUUCUCUUUGUGGGGAAUUGAGAGAUUUUGUGGUGGCUGGUGACAUUACAACCACCUGAGUGAACAGGUUGCAAGAAAGUUCCUGCACAA
This is a messenger RNA of Brachypodium distachyon (stiff brome), 2058 nucleotides long. Its product is annotated as 4-coumarate--CoA ligase-like 5. Gene Ontology annotation, molecular function: CoA-ligase activity. The record is from RefSeq and is a predicted model, not a curated record. The transcript is spliced from 6 exons. Bases 135 to 1799 code for a protein of 554 amino acids. Lineage: Eukaryota; Viridiplantae; Streptophyta; Magnoliopsida; Poales; Poaceae.